CUGAACAUGCCAUAACCUCGGGUUGGUUUAGUUUUGGAGGACUGCACUGUUUCCAUCAUCAGUCCAUUUUCCAGAAGGGAUUUUCCUCAAAUCGCUUUAAUUCUGCCUUCAGUGAGCGUCAAUUUAUUCACUCUGUCAUCUCAAGUCAAGGAGUUUCCGGAGUUGAAAAUCUGCUAUAAAUUAUAGGAAGCGAGAUGUGGAAAGAUGUACUGCCUUGAGAACUGAGCAUUAGUGGUUCCGAUCUCAGUUUCUUUUGCACAGAGGUGGAAUUUCCCCACAUGAUUUGAGCCAAGUCAUUUCCCUUAUGUUCCUACACGAGUUAAGACUGUUAUCUUUGACACUUAAGUUUGUGUUUGCAUGAUCGGUGAUAUCCUCAUUAGCCAUGCUUUGUUCAUAUUUUCUGCGAAAUCGUCUUUCAAUCGUCCGAGUCGUCCUUGUUCGUGUUGCUACUUAUGGUGUUUAUAAUAAUUUCUGAUAAAACAGUGAUGCAAGGCAGCAACUGCAAAACACUUUGUCAUCUAUAAUAUAAAAACAAAAAACUGCGGAUGCUGGAAAUCCAAAACAAAAACAGAAAUACCUGGAAAAACUCAGCAGGUCUGGCAGCAUUGGCGGAGAAGAACAAAGAUGCCAACGGAUCUGCUGUCCAUUUCCUACAUAUUUAGUUCCCAGUUUUGAAGAAUUGAAAUAGUUACUGAUGAUACUGCACCAUUACACUGUGGAUAGACACUCCUAAGGAUCUAUCAACAAUGUUUUCCAUAGAAAAAUCAAUUUCUGCUUGGGCAUGGGUGUCCUUUUCGCUAUGUGCUUGUAUUAUUGAAGGUGAAUUGUCAUUGCUUUGCCAUGAUGUUGAUUCGACGCCAAAAGUGGUUAAACUACAAUCAAAUGUAUCGCUGUCAUGUGCAUUACGAGAGGAUUGCCUCGAAUCAUUAGAUGCAAAUGCAAGCCACAUAUUCUGGAAAAUAAAUGAUACCCAGAUUUCACGAAAGCAAUAUCAUUUCAAUGCAACUGUUUCCCGUGUAACCUUUCUUGCAGUGAAAGGUUAUUUGACAUGUCACGUUAACAUGAAAGGAGUAACAAAUAUCCUUCACCGUUUUACAAUUGAAGCAGGAUUGCCUCCUGAUAAGCCAAAAAAUAUUUCCUGCAUUUCAUACUGGCAAAAAAACUUUACUUGUUUCUGGGAUCAAGGGCAUGAAACUUAUAUAGAAACUCAUUUUACAGUAAUUAGAAAACAGGAUGAAUUGGUAAAGGACACCUGUUUUACCUCGAAUCGCAUGUGUUCCUUUAUGUUUCCGCAUCUGUAUAUUGUUGGAAAUUUUAAAAUGAUUGUAACGGCGCAGAAUGCUCUCGGCAAAGCUGAGUCUGACCCUUUACUCCUGGACACUUGGCAUACUUGGAAAACUGAUCCUCCUCAGAAUGUAACUGUUCAUUCUAUCCGGGGUCAGUUGGGGUCUUUGCUUGUAACCUGGCAUGAAGCUACAGUGAAGCCACCAAGACUUGUGUUAUUCUAUGGCCUCCAAUACCAAAUGGUUGGUACAGGCAAAUGGAUUCAGGGAACAGAAGAAAAAAUUAAAAACACGUCAUUUGUAAUUAAGAACCUCAAAUUCCACACCAACUAUACAGUUGCUGUGCGAUGCAUUGGUGAAGAUCAGCCCUACUGGAGUGACUGGAGUUCAAAGAAAACUGGAUUAACUUCUGAAGCUAAGCCAUCAAAACGACCAACCCUUUGGAGGCAGGUUAAACAACUUGAUUCUCAGGGAAAUAGAAAAGUACAUCUUCUGUGGAAGGCAUUAAACAGGUUUGAAGCAAAUGGAAUCAUCUUAGGAUACAGAUUGUGGUAUGAGAAAAGAAGGGAUCCAACAGUGAUGCAACCGUGUAAUUCAACAUCCUUGAAUUAUUCUUUUAUCCUGACACAUGAAGCAUACGUUGUAACUGUGGUUGCCUAUAACUCAGCGGGUGUCUCUCCUAAAGCCACUUUGAUUGUUCCAGCAAUAAAUCAGACAGAUCUUACAACUGUUCAAUACGUUAAAAUUACACCACAGAAUAACCAACUGCUUGUACAGUGGAAGACUUCAAGACCACCUGAUAAUGGAUAUGUCAUUGAAUGGUGUUUGAUUUUGGAUACAAAUCCAUGUGCUGGGCCGUUACACUGGCAACACGAGGACAACACUUCUGAAAUGACUUACUUACAGGGAGAUUUAGAACGAUUCAAGCGCUACAACAUCUCUGUUUAUGCUAUGUACAAUGAUGGUCCAGGAAAUCCAUUUUCAGUACCGGCAUACCUACAGCAAGAUAUUCCGGCAGAAGGCCCAGAUAUUGUUGCUCCAAUUGUGAAAGGCACGGAAGCCACAAUUAAAUGGCAUGAAAUCCCAGUGGAAAAGCAACGUGGGUUUAUCACCAAUUACACCAUCUUCUAUAAAUCUGCGAAAGGUGAAAAUGCUGUAACUGUGAAUUCAACUGUUCAUGAAUAUACACUGAAGUCUCUGCAGAAAAAUACUGAAUACACGUUAUAUAUUAUGGCAUCCACAGAGAAGGGAGGCAGAAACGUGUCGACUUACUUCACAACAGAUGAACUUGAGCAAGAAGAUACUGUGGUGAUUGUGGUGCCUGUACUUGUCUGCUUCCUACUAAUAGUAAAUUUCUUGAUAAUCUGUUUCAGAAAUAAACAUAGGAUUAAAAAGCGCAUUUGGCCUGAUGUUGCAGAUCCAGCAGGCAGCACUUUGGCUGAUUGGUUUCAUGAAUGUCAAUAUAAGAAUGGCCAAACCCCUAAACUACUGAAUCCAGGGAGUGAUUUCAACACUGACUUCAGCACGGUUGAAGUCUUAUCUCUGUCUGAGGAAAGCAUGCUACAACCUGUAAGGAAAGAAAAAACUUCACAGCUUCACACAGCAGAAUUAGAAUUUUCCCUUACUGUGUCUCCCCCUCAACAGAGCACUUCAAAUGGUGAAAAGGAUAAUUUGUUACAGUCUAUGAAUACAGUAAUGUACACGGUCUUGGAGCAAGGCUACAAAAGCCAAAUCCCUGACAUUAGCAGGUCAUUGUCAAAACAGCCGCUACUUUCAAUUACUUCGCAAAAAUGUACAAGCGACUUUGAAACUGAAAUAAAUGCAGUUGAAGGAGCGGAAGAAAACUGGUGUCCACAAAAUACUGAUGAAAAUGAUGUGUUUCAACCAAUAGCUAAAACCAAUCCAUAUUUGAAGAACUCCUUAAAUGUGACGGAGUCGCAAAUUGCACCAGGUCUAGAUAGCUCAAGCGAUCCUGUGUUUGAUAAUUGCUGCAACGUGGACAAAAAAUUACAAGGAGAUACUGAAACUUUGGAUCUGAACCUGCAGAGUUCUCAGCAAGAUAAUCAACUAACUAACCCAGUGCAAACUUACAUUACAGUGGAAUUACUGGGAUUUAUGCUAAACAAUGAAAUGUAAUUGACUAUCUGUUGUACACAGCAAGCCUUUCACAUCAGAAACCUUAUGUUUUCAGAAUUAUAAAGAAAAAUAAGUGCACAGCAAGUCUGUUGAGAUAUGAAAAGAGAAAAAUAUGUUAAUACUUCUGCAAUUCUGACUGGACAUUAACCUAUUUUUUGUCUCUUUUGGAUUCAUGUCCAUUAUUUUUAUAAUUUUAUCUCAGCAUUUGCAAUUUAUUCUUUUUAAAUACUUUUUCUGUAGACCUGAGCCACAACUGUUCUUAAGUUGAGUAUCAAUGUAAUGCUUGUCAGAACCAUUAUAAGAGAAUAAUUCAUAUAACAGGCUCCAGUUACCAUCCAUCACCUUACCCUCAACAACAAAAUUGGAGUCAUACUAUGGCCUCUGCCCCCAACAGUUAAUCCCAAAAUGGAGGAGAGGGUUACAAGACAAAAGUGGGGAACAAUGCAAGCAAGAAGACUUAAGUCUAAAAUAUGUAUUUGUGUACAAACCCUUAAUGUGCUGACAAUACAUCCCCUUGUCUAUUGGCUUAACAGAAACUAUACCAGUGCUACACAGUGCAACACCUUGGCCCAACAGUGUCAGUAUGUGUUGCAGUUGUACAACACAUUGAUGAAGAUAGUGAUGUUUGAAUUUAAUGGAAUUAAAUAUACGUAACAAUUUGCUCAAGGCCUGGUUGUGGAUAGAAAAGGCAAAUAAUAUACUAGAUUCUCUCGGGAGAACAAUAGAGUGCAAUUUGAAAUAGAUUAUAUGACUGUUAAGGAUGAUAAUUUUAAGUUCAAAUUCUUCUCUAUAUCCACAACCUCCUCCAGAUCAACCGUCCUCAGAUCACUGUGCUUGUCCAAUUCUGGCCUUUUCUGCCUCCAUGUGCUUCAUUGCUCAACCAAGGACAAGUUUUCAGCUGCGUGAGAUCAGAAAUUCUUUCUCUAAUCCUCUCCCAUCCCUCUCUCCUUCCUUUAAAUCGCUCAUUAAAAUAUGCCCCUUUGACCAAGUUUUAUUCACUUCUUAUAUUUCUCUAUAUGGCUUUGUGUGAAAUUUUGCAUUUCUGUGAAGCACUGUGGGGAAUUUUUACUACUUUAAAGACACUAUAUAAAUAAAAGUUGUUAUUGUAUAAGGUAUUUGUAAGUCCUCCACCUGGAGCAAUAGUUAGGUCACUUGUCCAACAACAACAAUGUCCCAAGGAGUUUUACGGGAGCAUUAUAAAACAAAGUAUGAUGCCAAGCCACAUAAGGCGAUAUUAGAUCAGAUGAACAAAAGUUUGGUUGAAGAGGCAGGUUUUAAGUACUGUCUCAAAGGAGGAAAGUGAGGUGCAGAGGUGUAGGGAGGGAGUUCUAGACCAGUGGGGUCUGGACAACUCAAGGCACAGCCAACACUGGUGGAGCAAUUAUAAUUGCUAUGCACAAAAGGCCAGAAUUUGAGGAGUGCAGAUGACUCAAAGGUUAUGGAGCUGGAAGAGAUACAGAGCUAGGGAGAGGCAAGAUCAUGGAGGGUUUAUGGAUGAGAAUUUUAAAGCCAUGAUGUUGCUUGACCAGAACCCAAUAUGGGUCAACGAGUACAUACAUGAGAGGAGAAGGGAGGUCAGUUAUCUCAGUUCUAGGACAUCAAUGCAGGAGUUCCUCAGGGUAGUGUCCUAGGCCCUACCAUCUUCAGCUGCUUCAUCAAUGACCUUCCUCCCAUCAUAAGUUCAGAA
Messenger RNA from Carcharodon carcharias (great white shark), 5106 nucleotides. Its product is annotated as interleukin-6 receptor subunit beta-like. The transcript is spliced from 18 exons. Gene Ontology annotation, molecular function: cytokine binding; cytokine receptor activity. Gene Ontology annotation, biological process: cytokine-mediated signaling pathway. The record is from RefSeq and is a predicted model, not a curated record. Bases 747 to 3419 code for a protein of 890 amino acids. NCBI's taxonomy places the organism in Eukaryota, Metazoa, Chordata, Chondrichthyes, Lamniformes, Lamnidae. Gene Ontology annotation, cellular component: signaling receptor complex; external side of plasma membrane.